Molecule: messenger RNA, 1032 nt
Organism: Talpa occidentalis (Iberian mole)
Lineage: Eukaryota; Metazoa; Chordata; Mammalia; Eulipotyphla; Talpidae
Gene: ZNF428
Product: zinc finger protein 428
Exons: 3
Coding region: 301-879 (192 amino acids)
Source: RefSeq, a predicted model, not a curated record
GAAACGGGAUUCCCCGCCCUAAGGCAUUGUGGGAAGCGGCUGGUCGUUACAGGCCUGGUGCAUUCUGGGAAGGAUCGUCCUGGGUCCUUGUGGACAGCUGGUCCCUUUUGUCACACCUUGCACUGAGCAUCCCGGAAGCGUGGAGGGCUUCGACACAGAGCACCUUGGAAGGUGGUCAUUAUAGCAUCCCUUUCUACCGGCUGACACUUUGCGUUAGAAACUUGUGACCGUGGAGAGCUGGCAGGGGAGGGACACUGCCCAGCUGUUGCUCUGCUCCUGUCUCCUGUCCUCUCCCCGGCCAUGACAGAGACCCGUGAGCCAGCUGAGACUGGGGGCUACGCCAGCUUGGAAGAAGAUGAUGAGGAUCUUUCUCCAGGCCCCGAGCACUCCUCUGACUCCGAAUAUACUCUCUCAGAGCCAGACUCCGAAGAGGAAGAAGAUGAGGAGGAGGAGGAAGAGGAGACCACAGAUGAUCCCGAAUAUGACCCUGGCUACAAGGUGAAGCAGCGCCUAGGGGGGGGCCGCGGGGGCCCUUCCCGUCGGGCCCCCCGUGCAGCCCAGGCCCCGGGCCCCCCGGCCCAGCCCUGCCAGCUCUGUGGCCGCUCACCCCUUGGGGAGGCCCCUCCAGGCACCCCACCUUGCCGGCUCUGCUGCCCUGCUACAGCCCCCCAGGAAGCACCAGCCCCUGAAGGCAGGGCCCUCGGGGAGGAAGAGGAGGAGCCGCCUCGGGCUGGGGAGGGCCGACCAGCUGGGAGGGAGGAGGAGGAGGAAGAGGAGGAGGAGGAGGGCACCUACCAGUGCACUGAGUGUGAGGAUUCCUUCGACAACCUUGGGGAGCUGCAUGGCCACUUCAUGCUGCAUGCCCGGGGGGAGGUGUAGGCAGAGCCCCCCCACCCAGGGAGCUUGGCUGAAGGAGCGGGGUGGGAGCAGGGGGCUGAGGAAAUUGGGGUGUUCAUGGUGGUCAUGGGGGUUGGGAUAUCUGUGUCGUCUUAGAGUAGAUGUGUGAAGGCCAGAAUAAAAGCCAAAUUCUGU